Messenger RNA from Hippocampus comes (tiger tail seahorse), 3404 nucleotides. RefSeq names its product gamma-aminobutyric acid type A receptor subunit gamma2 (gene gabrg2). The record is from RefSeq and is a predicted model, not a curated record. The transcript has 10 exons. Gene Ontology annotation, cellular component: membrane. The coding region runs from base 491 to 1933 and encodes 480 amino acids. Lineage: Eukaryota; Metazoa; Chordata; Actinopteri; Syngnathiformes; Syngnathidae. Gene Ontology annotation, biological process: gamma-aminobutyric acid signaling pathway; monoatomic ion transmembrane transport; chloride transport. Gene Ontology annotation, molecular function: extracellular ligand-gated monoatomic ion channel activity; GABA-A receptor activity.
AUUUGCUUGUAACAUUUUCUAGUCUCAAAUGCUUCCCAAAAUUUUAGUCUACCCAACUCUACUUUUAUUUCUUUUAGCAUGCGGCUUAAUGCUGCUGUGGAGGGAGCGUGUGUGUGGGGUGAAAUCACGCGUGCGUUGAUCCGCGCUGCAGUAACGUGCCUCGGCUCCCUCUUGCCAGCCCCGCAGCCUUCUUCUCAAUCUGCAUUCACGCCGAGGCUGCUUUCACAUCCCAUUAGGUGUGUAAUUCUAAAACGCAACAUAGGGAGGCAGUUUUCAUUCUUAUUUAUUUGUAUAUGGUUUCUGUGCUCGCUUUAUUAUUAUUUUCUUUGUUUGUUUUAAACCAUCUUUUUGUUUGUUUUGGACGAUCUCGAGCCUGGCUGCGCUCCUCGCGUUGGAAAUAAAAAAGGGGGGGAAAAAGCUGCGUGAUGCAUCGUGGGCUGGGAAACCACUAAACAAGACGGGCAUCUGCACCAGGCGCGGAGACGAAAAGAUGGUGAGGAUGACGAUGGCGGCGGCUUCACCAAAUUUCGCCUCCGAGUGCUCGACGGCCAUGGCGAAGCCUUCUUCCCUCGCGCGCAAGCUCUUCCUAUGGCUCUUCAUUGCAGUCAACCUCCCCACCAGCUCCUUCCAGACCGAUGACGACGACGAGGUGUCCAACAAGACAUGGGUCCUGACCCCAAAGGUGUACGAGAGUGACGUCACACACAUCCUCAAUGGCCUACUAGACGGAUAUGACAACAAACUCAGGCCCGACAUCGGAGUUAAACCGACAGUGAUCCACACAGACAUGUUCGUCAACAGCAUCGGUCCAGUGAAUGCCAUCAAUAUGGAAUACACCAUCGACAUCUUUUUCGCCCAGACCUGGUAUGACAGACGGUUAAAGUUCAACAGCACGAUGAAGGUUCUGCGUCUCAACAGCAACAUGGUUGGGAAGAUCUGGAUUCCCGACACGUUUUUUCGCAAUUCGAAGAAGGCCGACGCCCACUGGAUCACAACACCCAAUCGCAUGCUUCGGAUCUGGAACGACGGGCGAAUCCUCUACACGCUCAGGUUGACCAUCGAUGCCGAAUGCCAGCUGAAACUGAACAACUUCCCAAUGGACGAGCACUCGUGUCCUCUGGAGUUUUCAAGCUACGGCUACCCCAAGGAGGAGAUUGUGUACAAGUGGAAGAGGAGCUCAGUUGAAGUUGGAGACAUCCGCUCUUGGAGACUUUACCAGUUCUCCUUUGUGGGCCUGAGGAACACCUCGGAAAUUGUCAGGACUGUCUCAGGCGACUACGUGGUGCUGACGGUCUUCUUUGAUCUGAGCAGGAGAAUGGGCUACUUCACCAUCCAAACCUACAUACCGUGCACGCUCAUUGUCGUCCUCUCUUGGGUCUCAUUCUGGAUCAACAAGGAUGCGGUGCCAGCCAGGACGUCAUUAGGCAUCACCACCGUGCUGACCAUGACUACGUUGAGUACCAUUGCCAGGAAGUCUCUUCCUAAAGUCUCCUACGUGACAGCCAUGGACCUGUUUGUCUCCGUCUGCUUCAUCUUCGUCUUUGCCGCACUAAUAGAGUAUGGCACGUUGCACUACUUUGUCAGCAAUCGGAAGCCAAGCGCCAAAAAGGACAAGAAGAAGAAAAACCCGCUCCUCCGGCUCUUUUCCUCCAAGACGCCCACGGUGGACAUCCGCCCGCGCUCGGCCACGGCCAUCCAGAUGAACAACGCCACGCACAUGCAGGAGCGCGACGAGGAGUACGGCUACGAGUGUCUGGACGGGAAGGACUGCACCAGCUUCUUCUGCUGCUUCGAGGACUGUCGCUCGGGGGCGUGGCGGCACGGCCGCUUGCACAUCCGCAUCGCCAAGAUUGACUCGUACGCGCGCAUCUUCUUCCCCACGGCGUUCGGUCUCUUCAACCUGGUCUACUGGGUCUCCUAUCUCUAUCUUUAAGAGCGCACGUCCGGCCUUAUCACCGCGCUCUUGACGCUGUGUGGGACAUUUCUUCAAAGAGAGUCAUCGGUUUUGGAGCGGCAGACGGCGCAAAUCCUGUAGCAUUACAUUAAGCGGCAUGACAAGAUCGAUCAACGCCGAUUUGAAGUAUUCCUGUGCGUGAUAAGCUUCUGUUCACUGUGCCAACGCCUCCCAUUUGGUUUGUUUUUGGUUUGUUUUGUUUUUCGUGGACCAAUGGAAAUGAAAGUGGUGAAAUGGAAGGAAUCACUGUGCUGCAAAGUGUCAAGCACUUUAAAAGUGUCACAAUUAGGGAUGGGCAUUUGGUGACACUUCAGAUGGGGCGCUGAACCAGCCCAUGAACCAAAUUCAAUUGUUUCGAUAUCGCGCCUGUGUUAGUUGCAGCCGGGUAGCGCGCUCCAUUUCACCGUAGCCGCUUCAAAUCCACCUAAUUCGUCACCACCAAUUAAUCAAUUACGAUGCCCAUCCCUAAUUGAAGCAGGUUUUAAUUUGGCCAAUGCGAUUGCGCAACAAAUCGUCUACCAUUUUUAUGUGUGCAGUCAAAGCGACGGCGGCGACGUUGUUUAUGGACAACUGUACAAAUACUGUAAAUAUUUUACUACUGGAUAGUGUGUUUAUAUUUAUUGCAUGCACCUUUCAAGGCCAGGAAGAAAAAAAUACACGUAUUUUUGUCGGGUAUUGCUGGGUAUCAUUCAGGGGUUGAAAAAAAAAUCUUUACAUUCAGGUGGAAAGGUUAGCUCCACGUUUGUUUUUUUGUUUGUUUUUUUUUCCUCACAGCUUUCAACACAAGCAACAUUUUCUGUUAAAAGCCAAGAUUUGCAUAAUGUGUUCUCUGUAUGCAAGAAGACACACAAGCAAAGGUACUUUUGUCUCUGUGCGCUUGCCCUUCACUGCUUGUGAGAAAAAAAAAAAAAAAAACGCAACAUCACAAAGACGACCUCGUAACUCAUCAACAUUCCAAAGCGGAUGUCAGUGCAGAUACCGGAGGAUCGUUUGUGGAGCUCACUUCGAAGAUGACACAAAACACAAAGCUGUGAAAGCCUUAUUGCGGAGCCUCUCACUUCGUGCUUGUUGGAGCCGAAAAGUCCCAAAUGUUUUGUUCCUCCGAUCCGUUUGCUUUGAAUGGUGUGGUGCUGAGAGAAGACGCAAAUGAAAGCGUUGUAAAUGUUGUGUAUCAUGUCGUGUAAUAUAUAAACGCACUGAAGACAUGGGGAAGGUGGGGGGGAGAGGCGUGUUUUUGAUAGAUCGGGGCAAUAACACUCGUCAACAAUUUUUUUAUCGGAGAUGCCUGUAAACUUAGAUUUUUUUUUUUUGGGCGUUACGAAUUUAACGCUUCCCUCAGUUUUUCUCUAGCACAUCAGGUUUUCAUCAUAAUAAAAUGGAUAAUACAGUAAUACAUUUAGUAAUGUUUGCAAAUAGGAAUUCCUUUCUAGCUAUAAAUUUGUUUUGGGUC